This is a messenger RNA of Durio zibethinus, 1812 nucleotides long. RefSeq names its product putative leucine-rich repeat receptor-like protein kinase At1g68400. Gene Ontology annotation, biological process: protein phosphorylation. Gene Ontology annotation, molecular function: ATP binding; protein kinase activity. The record is from RefSeq and is a predicted model, not a curated record. NCBI's taxonomy places the organism in Eukaryota, Viridiplantae, Streptophyta, Magnoliopsida, Malvales, Malvaceae.
AUGGCGGCCGUGAAUUUAGCUCUAAAACUUCUUCUAUCACUGUUUACAUCUAUUACGUUGUGGAGUGGUGUCCUUGCCUUGAUACCAAUUAUAGGUGAUUACUACCCGAUUGAACGAGACGCUUUGCUGCAACUGAGGGAUUCUGUUGAUUCUCCAAACUUGCACUCAAAUUGGACAGGGCCUCCUUGUAUGAACAAUCAAAGCAGAUGGGGUGGCAUUGCUUGCUCUGAUGGACAUGUCGUACGUCUUGUUCUUGAUGGAAUUCAUCUAACAGGAUCUCUCCCGCCUGCAUUUCUACAGAACUUAACGCUCUUGACUAAAUUAAGCCUCAGAAACAAUUCAAUUUUCGGACCACUUCCGAAUCUGACCAAACACGUACAAUUGGAACAUGUUUUUCUCUCGCAUAAUCUGUUUACGGGUCCAAUCCCUUUUGAUUACAUUCAGUUGCCAAGCUUGAAGAAGAUGGAGCUGCAACAGAAUUAUUUACAAGGUGAGAUUCCGCCUUUCAAUCAACAAAACUUGGUAGCUUUCAACGUUUCUUAUAAUAGUCUUCAGGGCCCAAUUCCUCAGACCGAUGUUCUUCAAAGGUUCCCAAAGAGCUCUUAUCAACAUAACUCAGGUCUUUGCGGCAAUCCAUUAAAGAAACGAUGCCCGGUUCCACCUACCCCAUCCAUUUGUCCGACUCCGACACCACCGAUCAGCAGCAAAAAGAGUUUUGAAUUACGGAAUUUAGCUUUUAUUGUGGCUGUUUCUGUCCUGGUUCCUUUCUUAGUUAUUUUUGGGUUUCUAUGGUAUUGUAAGAGAGUGCAUAGAAAAGAAACAGCUAAAAACGCAGGAUCGGCAGAGAAGAAAAUGAGUCCUUCUCCAAGGGCGGAGGAUCCAGAAAGAACAGCUGAAUUAGAAUUUUUUGACAAGAAUAUACCAGUAUUUGACUUGGAUGAUUUGCUAAGGGCAUCAGCCGAAGUCGUAGGCAAGGGAAAAUUCAGCACUACAUAUAAAGCAACCUUGGAAUCAGGUCUUGUUGUUGCGGUGAAGAGAGUCAAAGACAUGAAUGGCUUGAGCAAGAAGGAAUUUAUUCAGCAGAUGCAUUUGCUAGGAAAGCUUAGGCAUGAAAACCUGGCACAGAUCAUUUCUUUCUACAAUUCCAAGGAGGAGAAGCUGAUAAUCUAUGAAUUCAUACCUAAUGGCAACUUGUUUGAGUUAUUGCAUGAAAAUAGAGGUUCCGGAAGAGUACCACUGAAUUGGGCUACAAGACUGUCUAUAAUCAAAGAUGUAGCAACGGGCACGAAUUUCCUUCACCAAUACUUACCUUCUCACAAAGUACCUCACGCUAAUCUGAAGUCUUCCAACGUUCUGAUCCAUCGCCAAAACCAAAACUACCGUUCCAAGGUCACAGAUUAUGGUUACUACCCAUUGCUACCAUCUCGAAGAUCCUCAGCUAGGCUAGCAAUUGGCAGAUCACCAGAAUUCUCUCAAGGAAAGAAGCUAACGCAUAAAGCCGACGUUUAUUGCUUUGGUGUUAUCUUACUCGAAAUCAUAACUGGCAGGAUCCCAGGAGAUGAAAUUUCCUGGGCGAAUGAGGAAAGAGUGGCUGACCUUUCGGAGUGGGUUAAAGCUGUAGUAAAUGAUGAUUGGUCUACCGAUAUAUUGGACGUAGAGAUUUUAUGUGCAAGAGAAGCACACGAUGAAAUGCUGAAGCUUACAAAUUUGGCUUUGGAGUGUACAGACGUGGCACCAGAGAAGCGGCCAAAAAUGAGUGAGGUUUUGAGAAGGAUAGAAGAAAUCGAGGAAAGAAAAAGUGAUAAUGACUGA